CACAAGUUCCCGAGCCCGCGGGCAUGGCGAUGGCGGAGGCGGAAAGCAAUGGCUUCGAGUUCCUGUCGGAUCCCGUGAACAGGUAUGUUCCCUUCACUUUUCUUUCGCCUCUCCGUCCAAGAUGCUGGCAGCGCCGUACAGGAAGACAUCCAACUAUUGCGGGUUGCUUUGUUUUUUGGUAGAUUUCCACCGAUGGAUCUAUCCCACGACAACUCCCUGGAUUAUGACGAAGGCGCUGAAGUUCUUAUCCGUGCCCGAUCAGAUUCCAGCAUGCGCGACGCUGGGGAUGCAGCACUCACAGUGGUUGCCGAUCUGAACAGUACUUGCGAAGCCAUCGCCCUGACGGUGGCACCUUCAGAGACGUCAACAGGGAGGGACGAUCCUCACGCGCCUGGAUGGACAAGAAGAGUCCGUGUUGGUAGAGCGCCAACGGAACGCCCCCCCUGCGCCGGCAGGACAACUGGAAAUGAGAAGACACCAACCGUCAUAGUACCUGUAGUGGGAAGCACAUUUGAUUACUACAAUCUCUAUUCCUGGGAGACUGGAUUUGAAAUAAGUUAUGGCAAGAGCAGGCUUAAUGUGGAAUGGAUAGAACAAAAUGCAUGCAGGAGAUAGUCUAUGGCUGCUCUGUAAAUACAACACUAGAGUUCCAUGCUAGCAAAAUCUACACUAGGGCGAUGUUCGAUAAAUUUGGUGAGAUCAUGUAUGAAGCAACACAAUACUGGAGUUUCUCAUAUCAACAAUGGAAAAACUGACCCCUUUAGCUUCUCAGCAUGAUGGUCUGGGUUUAGAACAGAAUUGAGUUCAACAAACCAAAAGGUAUAGAAUUGAGUGUGUUCCUGAACCGCAAAAGUAUACGGGAGUGCUGCUGAAGGUAGCGCAGUUGGAAAUUUCAUUGGUUUAGCAGCUCCGGAACGCAAACGGAAGGCCGAUUGACUAACAGCAACAGAGACAAGCCUCCAUAUGAUGAUCACAGUGCAAAGAGCAAAAAAAGUAAGUUUCUGCCUCAUGUGGAUACUGUUGUAGGAUGUGGUACAAGCAAAUGAACACGCUUCUGCAGUAUAUGUUGUGAAUCAGGCACAAGAGCACAACAUGUCUACUGUUAGACCAGAGUUAAAAACACUGCCGGUUAGAAAACACUCUUUAGUCCAGUAGUUAGCAAAAUCGAUGCUUCUUCUGGCUUGCUUAUAAAUAUCUUGGCUAUGUUUUACAUUCAAGCUACCCAUUAAUUCUACCGUUUUUAGUACAGAUGUUUGCUAAAAUUAUUGUACCAAUUAUUCUGGGUGAUGUUCUAUAUGCUCAUUGUUAAAACUUUAUAAUGAAAGUAUUUUUCUUCUGAAGGCAAUUGGUGCAGACAUGAUUACAAAAACUGGUUGGGGUUUUCCCAUCCUAACAAAUAUUCACAUUUUCCUUUGCAAACAAAAAAAGGAUAUUUCGCUUCACAAAAAAAUUUACUUUCACCUCACUUGCCUCCAUACAUUUUUUAUAUAAAUAUCUACUGUUCC
Messenger RNA from Triticum aestivum (bread wheat), 1505 nucleotides. RefSeq lists its product as uncharacterized. The record is from RefSeq and is a predicted model, not a curated record. The transcript is spliced from 2 exons. Lineage: Eukaryota; Viridiplantae; Streptophyta; Magnoliopsida; Poales; Poaceae. The coding region runs from base 85 to 615 and encodes 176 amino acids.